AUGGCUGGCUACUGUGGAUGCCUUUGGAAUGAGCCGGGCACCUGGAAGCCUCGGUACCUCCCGCAGAACCUUGACACAGACAUUUUCAACCCAUCUGACAAGGCCAUCGAAGAGAUAUCCUACAACUUCCCUCUUUACGAUGGUGUCAGUGUUGUAGGGUUCGAAUGUAAGGUUGGAUCUCGUCUGCUGCACAGCAAGGUGAAGACCAAGUCACAGGCCAAUACGGACUACCAAAAUGCUGUGGCCCAAAAUCAGACUGCUGCUGUCAUGGACCACACCUCCAUGAAUGACGUUUUUGUCAUUCGACUCGGCAACGUCCCUGCUCGUGGAAAGAUCACCGUCGACAUCACUUUCGUGGGAGAGUUGAAACAGGACUCCCAGACAGACGGCAUCCGCUACACAUUACCAAGCACCAUCGCUCCUCGCUAUGGAGCUGGAGCCUCUUACAGUCAAAUGCAAUUAUCUUCAUUAGGUCCGCCAGCCAACCUUCAAGGAAUGUCUAUCACUGUUGAUGUUCAGAUUGAGAAGGGUUUGGUGAUACGAGAAUUGGAAUCCCCAAGCCACCGGGUCAAGGUCUCCCUCGGACGUGUAUCUUCUACACCAGCAACAUCCGCUGCCUUUGAGCCGUCGCAAGCAUCUGCCUCUGUCAUUCUACAGAACAAUAGACCCGUGGUUCUUGAACAAGACAUUGUCGUUCUCAUUAAAGCGGACGGCCUCGAUACACCUUGCGCAUUGCUUGAAAGGCAUCCAGCCAUCCCUAACCAGCGAGCCCUGAUAGCAACACUCGUUCCAAAGUUCAACCUGCGACCGGCUAAUCCCGAGGUUGUCUUUGUGAUUGGCAGAAGUGGAAGCAUGGGGGACAAAAUCCCAACCCUGAGAUCUGCACUCCAAGUUUUCCUGAAGUCUUUGCCUGUCGGUAUCUGCUUCAAUAUAUGCUCUUUUGGGAGUUCCUAUUCCUUCAUGUGGGAAACAAGUCGGGUGUACGAUGCAAUUAGUCUGCAGCAAGCUUUGGAAUUUGUUGGCACCAUCGACGCGAAUAUGGGUGGCACCGAGAUGCAACACGCAGUCGUCGCUACUGUGCAAAAUCGACUCAAUUCCAAAGAUCUGGAUGCUGCUGACAAUACUGCUCGGUUCUUCUCCCUUGGGAUUGGUAAAGCCGCAUCUCACUCUUUGAUUGAGGGAAUCGCAAGAGCUGGCAAUGGAUUCUGCCAAUCAGUUACGGAGUAUGAAGAGCUUGACCGUAAGGUCGUCCGUAUGCUCAAGGGUGCUCUGACCCCUCACGUCCACGACUAUAAGCUCGAAGUUGAAUAUGACACCGAAACAGAGCAGGAGUUCGACUUUGUGAGCGAGACUGAGAAUAUUACCGACUCUGAGACUGAGAUCAAAGACAAGGAGGGAGAUGGAGAUGUUCCCAGGGAAGAAACAACACACAGCUCAUCGCAGCCAAUCCUAUUGUACGACGAGAGCUUCCAGGAACCCGAUGUGGAUGUUGAUGCCAAAAAGAGAGCAACUGUAAAACUUCCCGCUCUCACCUCUCCAAGGGUAAUCCAAGCUCCCUACAACAUACCACCCUUGUACCCGUUCAUCAGGACAAAUAUCUUCCUCCUAAUGGACCCGCACUCGUCCGAGAAGAUCCCUACUUCCUUGAGACUCAGUGCUACUUCCCACGACGGUCCACUAGAGCUGCGGAUCCCAAUCUGCGACAUCGUAACCGGCGAGACAAUCCACCAACUAGCUUCACGCAAAGCUGUGAUUGACCUCGAAGAGGGACACGGCUGGCUUUCCCAUGCCAAGGGCGAGAACGGAAACGAAUUCAAACAGCUCCACGCAGAGACAAAGCAGAGGCUUGCAGAGCAUGAAUGCCAGAACCUCGGAAUCAAGUUCCAGGUCACUGGAAAAUACUGCUCGUUCGUGGCCUUGGAAGAGAGCAGCUGUUCGUCUUCGGAACAACAUAUCCCGAAGGAACACACCCCGAAGGAACAUGCCGUAGAGCGAGUUUCUCCAAGUUUCCAGUCUUCUAGGUCGUCAUAUGCUCCAGCCGCUGCUAGAAUGAUGAGUUCUAGGUUCUCGAAUGCAUGCGCACGCACUGGUGGCUCGCAGUAUUGCGAGAUCCCAACGUUUGAUUCAGAAUUUCCCAGGCUACUUUCAGUACUACGGAGCAUCACAGUACUUGGUGGCUUUAACCAAGCCCAAAUGGCAGCAGGGCCUCCACUUCAGAUGGCGGCGGUUGGCAGACCCCGGAUCCAAAUGAUGGCAAUUACAAGGCGCGGGAUUCCUAUUCAGACCGAGACUCCUCCACAGACGAGAAUGCACGAACUUAUUCAGCUGCAAAAAUUUGAAGGUAGCUGGAUGUGGUCGACCGAACUCUUUGAGCUUUUGGAGUGUGACAUGAACGCAACAAUGGAAAAAUUGGCGAUACUGUACCACCGUGCUAAUCGAGAGAUUGAAAAUGGGUUCCCGCAUGGCGACGAGGCUACGGUUAUCGCAACUCUGCUUGCAAUGGAAUGGCUACGGAGGAGGCACCCAGCGUUGAGGGCUGUUUGGGAGCUUGUCUAUGCCAAAGCUUCCGAGUGGGUUCGACUGGAGUUGAACAAGAUGCGGAGUCAGGGUUCACCUGCGGCUAUCAUAGCAACAAUGCAGACAGGGAUUUUUCAUAUGAUCUAA
Penicillium expansum is the source of this 2664-nucleotide messenger RNA. RefSeq names its product VIT and vWA domain-containing protein. Bases 1 to 2664 code for a protein of 887 amino acids. The transcript has 4 exons. NCBI's taxonomy places the organism in Eukaryota, Fungi, Ascomycota, Eurotiomycetes, Eurotiales, Aspergillaceae. The record is from RefSeq and is a predicted model, not a curated record.